CUCUCUGCAAGUGAAUCAAUAUCAUUAAUCUGCCUCACGGUCAGCCCAUGUCAUGGCGGAUCCGGUGCCGGACCACCGCACCUCCAAUCCACUCCCGAUCCGAGCCAGCACCCAUCCCGCCGCCGCCUUCCUCCUGCGGAGGCGGAAGCGGCCGUAUGUACGCCUGGGAGGGAGGAAGCCCCGGCGGGGAAUUUGGGUGGCGAGGCUGUUCCGGCGAGUGCGGCUGCGGUGGCUGAAGCAGAGGCUGAGGAAGCUGAAGCAGUACUACCGGUCGCUGGUGAGGGACAUCGUGGAAGGCAGCGCGAGCAUGGAGUCGGUGCAGCAGAGGAUUCUGAUGGAGACUUCGUUCGCCAUUCCGGUCAUGGGCAUUUCCUUCAAUUCCUUUCAAGGUUCACAUCCGGUGAUAUAGAAUAAUAGAAAGAGAAUGGAAUGUAUAUUUGCAGGUUGUUUGUGUGGGUGUCGAAGUGGAUCAUUCAUCGGUUUUUACGUACGAAUCUCAUCUUCCAUUGCCUAGAUUGGAUUGGAUUGGAUAAUUGGUUUGGUUUUGGAUGGAUAUGGCUCCAUUGAAUUCUCUGUAAUUCGUUUUCUUAUCAAUUUUAAUCGGUAACUGAGCUACCAUGCCCCUCAUUAAACCAUUAAUCACCACCCACCCACCUAACCAGUCAUCAGGUGGGUGCAGUGCUCCUCACAUACUGAGUUUGUAGCCUAUAUAUACAUGGAUGGGUAUUGAUUA
This is a messenger RNA of Diospyros lotus (date-plum), 733 nucleotides long. RefSeq lists its product as uncharacterized. NCBI's taxonomy places the organism in Eukaryota, Viridiplantae, Streptophyta, Magnoliopsida, Ericales, Ebenaceae. Bases 53 to 409 code for a protein of 118 amino acids. The record is from RefSeq and is a predicted model, not a curated record. The transcript has a single exon.